This is a messenger RNA of Aphidius gifuensis, 7324 nucleotides long. It is a transcript of the gene Elys, whose product is annotated as protein ELYS. NCBI's taxonomy places the organism in Eukaryota, Metazoa, Arthropoda, Insecta, Hymenoptera, Braconidae. The record is from RefSeq and is a predicted model, not a curated record. The transcript has 2 exons. The coding region runs from base 256 to 6903 and encodes 2215 amino acids.
AAUGCCCUGUGAAUACGGGUGCCGUUUUAUUAUAUUUUAGUGGUGUUUAGUGGAGCCCAUAGAUAUGUGAUAGAUAAGAGAUUAAGAGCUACAAAAUUAACAUUUGCUAUAAAGCGUCAAAUUACUAAAAACAGCAAAAACACAACCUCAAAGAUUGCAAGAAAAAAGGCGGUUAAAUUUCACUAUCGUUAUUAAUUGUUAUUAAUUAAUAACAAGAUUUAACAAUAAAUGUAGUUAACAUACAUCAUUUUAAACAUGAAUGAAUUAGAAGAUUCACACUGCGAGGUUCGCCAAGUUCUCAAUUUACAAAAUUGUGAUAUCGAAAAUUUGUUUCAAACACCUGAAGAUAAAAGAACUUUAUCCGGCUCAUCAACCUUCAAAAAAACCUCAACGUGGAGUAACAACUGUCUGGGUGGCUUUUUCGAUGAUUGCAGCUAUGCGUGGCUAAGUUGUCAAUCACGUUUAAUUAUAUUUGACGUAAAGACUGGAGUAAGUGUUAGUUCAUGGACAUUUCGUGAUCGAAUAACAUGUGUCGCACAGUUCCCUUCAUUGACUGGACAAGUUCCUCUAAUUAUCGUUGGUCUUGAUAAUGACGCAAGUCGAAUCAAGGAGUCAAGUGGCACACUAUGCAUCUUCAAUUGCACCAUAUCUCAAGUACUCAGAGCCAUACGUCUACCAGCUGGUGUUGAAAAAGUCACAGUGCUUAAUGGUGGUGCAGAAUCGGAAGAUUACGCCGAUAGACAUAUAAACACUUAUCCUAUUGAGGCAAAUGGUAUUGUUUGUACUGCUGUACGGAAUCUCAAUCAUUUCAUGAUUGAUUUGCAACGUGAUUCCUGGGAGAAUGUUAAUAAUGCAUCAUUGUUAGUUAACGAUGAAUCUAAUCCAAUCUCAAUCUACAUUUCAAAUGAUGAAAAUUCAUUACAAUCACCAUCAAAUGACAGAAAAAAACACUUGUCAUUCAAUCUGUUGAAUAAACGAUUGGAAAAAUUCAUUCAAUUUGAUCGUGAUGAUUUUGAAUCUUAUCCAUUAUCUGAUAACACAAUAACAAGUGCAAUGAUAUAUUCUCGUAAAAUUGGCUGCAUUAUUUCUGGUGUUUUUGGGCGGAUCAUUAUUUGGCAAAAUAGCGGUGUUGUCAGGUGGAUCAGUCCAGCAAUUGAGGCGAACAUAUCAAUCAGUCAUUUAGCAAUACUCGAACCAACUGAUGACCCACGACCAUUCUGUUAUCUUUGGGUUAACUAUCAAAACGAUCUUGCCACUUCCUUGUCACAAAAUCCAAUCCAGAAAAUGUAUUCAAUGCUUUUUGAGCGUAAGUACUCUGAUAAAGGCGCAAAUUAUUAUUUCAAUCUUGAUGGUGAACCAGCUCUAAAAUUCCAAUUACAACUUAACGAUGACAGUAGAAUAAUUAAUCUUUGUCCAAUACUUAGAAACAGUAGUCAGGAACAGUGUGAGUCUGGUAAUAAGCGUGGAGAAGAGAGUAUCUUAAUGAUUGCUACUGGAAGUACAACGUAUUUGUUCGAUUUGAAUCAAUGGUACAAAGAACAAAUGCCAAGAAAAAUCAGUGAGUGUGAUAAUGUCAAUGCAAUUAUUGCAAGUUAUCAGACAUCAAGUGAUCCAUUAGGUGAUAGUUUUAUUAUCAAUUGUUCGUAUAUGCCAAACAGUUUACGUGAAUUUUCUAAGACUGGUCAAGGUUCACCGGAAGAAUUUUUAUUUCCAAAUUCAUUGGCAUUGGAAUGGCUUGAAUUACACAAUAAUCGUAUUAUUGUUUGGUUAACACGUGGUGUUCAAUCACAAAUAUUACGUGAAAUGUCAAUGUCAGGACCGAUCAUUAUCAUACAGCCAACAGAGACUUAUUAUCGCUGUCUUUCUGCUGGACUUAUUGCAUCUACAAACGAUGUAUCGAAUUCAAAUGUUGACUAUCAACGUGAGUCACUACUAACACUGUGUCUUGAACAAAAAUGGACUACAUUUUUUUUUAAAUGUGUGAGGGAGUGGUCUGAUGGCAGUGCUGCAUAUCUUUUUCCAGCUUUUUUGCGCUGGGGUGUUCAACAAGCUUCAACAAUUAAACUCACAGCACAUCGGCUCUGUAUUCCAUUGUUUGAUCAAUCUGGCAUAGGCACUGGCGACGCUGAAAUCAAAAUUCUACGAUCUUUUGCACAGCAAAUGGAAUGCCUGUCAAAUGUUCUUAAAUGGAUUUCUAUGAAUUGUGAAAACAUUGAUCAACAAGAGCAACAACAACAACAACAACGUGUCCUCCAAAGAAUAUCAACAUAUCUUGAUAUUUUACUCUGGUUUUAUGACGUUGGAUUGCUGCCCGAGACAAAUGAGCUUGAUGACGAAUCAUUGCCAAUGUCAUUUAACUUUAGAAUACCAUAUCCAGUUGAUAGGCUAACAGCCAUGUAUGCUGACCGACGGCUUCAGUAUUCUCAAAGUGAAUAUGAAUGCAAUAGUGAUGAAAAGACAAAAAAUUUAUUUAUUGAUGAAUUAAUUGUGCGUGAGUGUCCGGCAUUGAUGUCUCAAUGGGAACGGGAAGGCUGUGAAACAACUCAGGUAUCGUCUAGCUACUAUCCACCACCGUCACUUCAGUCAUUACUACGAAGUUGUUUGACCGAUUGUUAUUAUCCCGACACAAAUGAAAUCGAGAACAAGCACCAAGUUAUUAUCUAUCUGCUAAUGGAUCUUGUUAUGCUACUUCAAGGUUCAUUUCCCGGUGUCGAUCAGCUCAUUAAGUAUCCAGCAGCCUUUAAGCUCAGUCCAAGUUUGAUAAAAAUAAUCCAGGCAUUCUGGCUACUUGAUCAUCAAGAUUAUCAAGGAUUUAUGGACAUAAUAACAGGACAGUUAGUAUCUGAUUCAGACGUCAAAGACUGGCACCAUCGAUUGAUUAUCAGAACUCUUCUUAAAAAUUCACAGAAUAAAUUAGCAUUAACAUACCUCAAAGUGAGAAAACCACCGUUGUCAUCCAUUGAUGAUCAAAGUGUCCUUGUCUCGCUGUCAGUUGAGUUUGGCUUAAUUCAGUCAGCAUUUCAUUCUCGACCACCAUCACACUAUAACCAAUUGUUAAAUAAAUUUUUUCAUUCAUGUCGUGAUAGUGGACGUCUUAAUGAUAUUCUACUUCUCUCACUUGAUCCAAUCGAAGAAAAUGCUUUUGUUAAAUUUCUUGAAGAACAAAAAUAUGACGAUACACGUUUAUUUUAUUAUCUUCAGCGUUGUCGUUACACCGAGGCAACAGGUAUCAAUCCUAUGAGCAAUCAGUCUAGUCGGGCUGAUGAUAGAAUCAACAAAUCUGCUUCUCUGAUGAUGUAUAAUGCCUACAAUUUAACACUACCUGAUAUAACCCGAAAGUUCUCAUCAUCAAGUUUCUUACGGCAGAGUUUGAGUGGUUAUACAAACAUACGAAGUUCAUUACAUCCAAUGACACAUUGUCAAAAUCGUGUAAACAGACGCGACAUACAUGAAUCUGUCGUGAGAAAAGCAAAAGAAUUGAAUCAUGAAAAAUCACGAAUUCCAUUUAUCAGUGCUCCAUGUAUGUCAUUAAAGUUACCAUCAAAAACACAGGACAAAAAUAGCAUACUGUUCCUUGAACCUGAAAAAAAGUCACUGCGGAAGCGUCCAUUGGAUCAAGUAACAAAGAAUGACAAUGUCCAGAAAAAUGAUAAAAAAGGUGUAAAAAAACGACGAGUCGUGCAAGAUGACCAUGAUCGUCAUGAUGAAAUAUAUAAAAAAAAAGUGGAUAUCAGUAUUACAUUUGAUACUCCAAUAAUUAAGCGUAAAAAUCAAUUGACUAGUUCAAUAAAUCAACCAAUUGAAAAACCACAAUCUAUCCUUAAAACACGUCAAAUGUUAAAAGACACAUCACCGUCAUCUUCUUCAGUUACAAGUGAAAUACAGAGCAAAGAAGAUAAAGGAAGAAAACCACGUCAAAUACGAUUCAGUAUUGGUCAAGUCAAUGACAUUGAUACUCAAAGUAUUUCAGUAAACAAUAACGGAACCAGUGAUCAAAAAUAUAAUGACAAUGUUGAUGAAUUUAUUGCUGAAAAACUUCAGGAGACAUUUGAAGAAGACGAAGUAAACCAAGGUAAUACCUUGAAUACAACAAGUAAAUCUCUCUAUCAAAGUACAGUUUUAUCUGAUAAUUCAUGCUUUGAAAUAUCUAUAUCUAAACCACGACCAAAACUACGAACAUCAAGUGCGAAUAAUCUACUGAGAAAAUCAUUGAACCAAAAUUUUUUCAAUAAUCUUCAAUCCACAAAAUUACUUGAUGAUUCAAUACCUGAUAUUUCAAUGAUGACCAACGAUGUUAUUACAAGUUCUCCUUUAGAAUCACAAGAACAGAAAUCAUCACAUUUAUCUGAACUUAAUACAUCAGUUUGUGCUUCAACGAUACUUGAUUCUGACAGUAAUUUUGAAUUUUCGCCAGUAAAUAAUAAGCAUGAAAAUCAAAAUAACGAGAAUUUCACAUUGCAGCCAACAAACUUAUUUGCAUCAAAUGCUGAGACACAAGAUGGUUGUCAACUUGAGAUUACUCAAGAUCAUGGUGUAGAAUUAUCUCAAGAGGCAGAUAUAAAAUUAUCUAUUGACGAAGUUACUAAUGAUAAUGAUGAUGAGUAUCGUAGUCUAUCAGCUUCUUCAGAAAUACAAGAAAAUGUUUCACAAGAGCAAGUUCCAGAGAAUCAAACUAAACAGAACAUGAAUUCAGAAAUAAUAAAAAAUGAACAAAGUUUGAAUUCAUCACUCAUUUCUAAUCAUAAUCAAAUAAAAAGCAUAGAAUCCAAACUACUUUUUAAUGAGGAUAAGUACAUGAGUCAACCAAUAUUAGCUGAUCUUAAUCAAGAUGAUAAAGUAAUAAUGAAUAAUCAUGUUACCACUCAUCAGUCGGCUAACUCUGAUCACAAACCAACAGUUUCCACGUACGAAGAAGUGGAUAAUGACGAUAUAUUUGAAAGCUUCAAUAAUUCAACAGACAUAGAAAACAAUGAACUACUAACACUGUCAUUUCAUAAUAAUAGUACCGAACAAGAAAUUGUAAAUGCCGUAAAAAAAUCGGCUGCAAGUCAAUUUUUCGAAUCAUUUAAUAUCACCGAUGAUGAGUCAUCUAUAAGUCACGAUGAAAGCGUGAGCACAAUAAAUUUACAGCAUCCAAAUACAAAAGACAUUAUAAUUAACAAAGAAGACGGGAGUCUUGAGACAAUUCCAGAGUAUAUUGUUGACUCAAGCACUGAUGAUAUUCUCCUUUCGGAUACGUUGAAAACUGUUACCGCUACAAUUGAUCAAAAAACCAAUAAUGUAUAUAAAAAAAACAGCCAGAAUGCCAUUAAUGACACAAAAAAUCUUUCUACAUUUGAAAAAGAUAACGAAAGCAAAAUUGAAGAAUCAAGUAUUCAACAAUUAAGCGCUAUUGUAGAGACUAAAAUCGAAUCUGUAGUUGCAAAAGAUAGUGAAACCCUACUGAAUAAAUCAAAGACUGAACAACUGUCAUUACAUUGCACAGUGAAAACAAGAAGGUCAUCUUCAGUUGCGCCACCGACCGUUGAACCUAUUCUUAAAUCAUCGAGUUUAGAAAUUCAGAGAAACAGACGUGCAUCAUCACUAGCUGCUGAAACAAUUAGCUUAAGUAUUCCCACAAUUUCUUUAAAAAAUGAUGAAGUUAUCAAGACACCAACAAAAAGAGGAAGGCCUCCCAAGUCUUCGCUCAUGAAAGAAGUAUUAACAUCAUUUGUAUCAUGUGAUGAAACAAUCUCAGACAUUUCUGAUUCAUCAUCCAUAAGACGCACAAGACGUGGAACAUCAGUACAAGAAGAAUUUUCUGAAAAAUAUACAAAUAAAAAUAAUAAAAAUGAUAAUAGUUAUGAAAUUGAAAUAAUUCGUCCAAAAAGAACACGAGCAGCAUCGGUGAAUAAAGAUAAAUUAGUUCAAGAUACUGAAACUAAUGAUAAAAAUGAAAAACAAUUAAAACGACAAAUAAAAAGAGCAGUUGUUUCCAAAGAAUCUGAUUAUAAUGAUAUGAAAAUUGUUGAAAUGAAAACAAAAAAAAUACGAAGUGCUUCAAUAUCAAAAGAUAUUUUAGAUGAUGGUGAAAAUUCAAUAAAUUCACGAAAAACUCGUUCAUCAUCAGUAGCAAAAGAUGAAUCAGCAAUGAGUGUCCGACCAAAACGAAAACGUGGAAACUCAGUAUCACAAGUAAUUGAUGAUAUUCAUGAAGAAAAUAUAAUCUCGUUAAGGCAAAAACGUGCAUCAUCAGUGACAAACGAUGAAGUUUUAACCCGAACGAGAAAACGAACUGGAUCAUUAUCAAAAAAAAAUGAAAAAAAAUUGAAUGACUCGACUACGGUAAAAAGCACCAAAGGAAGUUCGUUGUCUAUAGAUAUUUUGAAUAUAACCAAUAAAGACUGUGAGACAGGUAAUACAGAUAGAAGAAUUACAAGAGGUCGAUUAAGACGUGGAAAUAGUUUUUUAAAAGAAGUCAUUGUUGAAGAAGUCAUUAUUGAUGAUACUGAUGAUACUCUGCAGAAAAAUAGUGAUUUACUUUUAAAAGAAAGUAUGAGAGUAGACCUAAAAUUGGUUCAACAAAUUCCCGACGACAAUCAAAAAUAUGAAAAAACUGUUAUCGAUACAAAAAAAGGAAUCAAGUCACGAGAAAUAAGAAGGCAUAAAAGAGCAGUGAGUGUUGAUAGCUCACAAAUAGAUGUAACAGCAAAAACACGUAGUAAAAAUGGUGUUAAGGUUGAUCCAAUUCAAGAAGAAGAUGAGAGUGAUAUUAAUUGUAAGGUUGAAAAAAAAAUUGUCAGGAAAAAGCGUUCUAUAUCUGAAACAAAGGAACUUAAAAGUCAGUCAAUUAUUACUGAAAAACCACAACGCAUCAAAAAAGCUUUACAAAAAAGUAUUGAUAAUGAUGAUAAUGUUUUUUAAUUUUCAACGUUACAAUCAACAAAAGAUGCAUCCAGUGAUAAAGCAAGUAAUAAUCAUCAAUAUCAUCGCUUGAAAAAUUAGUUAAUUUAGAAUCAGUCAAUUAAAUUUCACUAAGUUUGUUUGAUAGAUAUCGUAGAGUCAUCUGAUCUUACAUUUUCAUCUCCACUAACGAGGUUUGAUCAUUCAAAUAUCAGCCAACCUCGUAGGUAUAACGAAGAUGAGAUUCCCAAUUUGCUUUUUUUUAUUGCUUUGAAAAACUAAGCUUAAUAUUUGUUUGCCUUCAUUUUUUGUUUAUUAAAAAUAUUUUGAUCAAUUUGUUAUUUUUUCAGGGAAAUAAUAAAUUUCAGUCGACCAUUGACGAAUGAUGAAAAAAAAUUAGUAGGUUCAAAUAAAGACGUUACAAAACAACUAAAGUGUCAAA